UGAAGGUUGCCAUAUCCAUUACUCAACUUUUAAAUUUCUUUUUCAAAAAACUUUAACAAAACAAAAAAAAAAACAUUCACUUUAUUUCCCAACCUCACUCACUAAUCACUAUCUGCUCUGUUACUCUUUGUCUUCUCCGCCCGCUGAAUUUUGUUGUCACAAUGUUAAAGAAAUCCACUUCUUCUUGUUCAUAAGAGUUUAAUUGUGAAAUUGAUGGGCGGAAUAUUUUCAAAACAAGGAAGUCCACGACAGGCUUCUGCCCCGUAUUCAUGGAACUAUCCACAGCCGCCAUAUGGUCAACCAAAUCAAGAAUAUAUGCCAUACCAACAAUGUGCACCUGUACCUCAAGGCUAUGGUGGUCAAGCUCCAGAUUCUGGGAGGAGGAUGGACAGGAAAUUUUCGAAGAUAGAUGAUAACUACAAUAGUCUGGAGCAGGUUACUGAUGCCCUUGCGCGCGCAGGUUUGGAGUCUUCAAAUCUCAUUAUGGGUAUUGAUUUCACAAAGAGUAACGAGUGGACAGGUGCAAAGUCAUUUAAUCGAAGAAGUCUACAUCACAUCGGAUAUGAUCAGAAUCCAUAUGAACAGGCAAUAUCUAUCAUUGGAAAAACACUCUCUUCAUUUGAUGAGGAUAACUUAAUUCCUUGUUAUGGAUUUGGGGAUGCAUCGACACAUGAUCAAGAAGUUUUCAGUUUUAAUCCGGAUGAGAGUUUUUGUAAUGGAUUUGAGGAAGUGUUAAGUCGAUACAGAGAAUUGGUCCCUCAUCUACGACUUGCAGGGCCAACAUCAUUUGCUCCUGUCAUUGAGAUGGCCAUGACUAUUGUUGAGCAAAGUGGUGGACAGUACCAUGUUUUAGUUAUUAUAGCAGAUGGACAGGUAACCAGAAGUAUUGAUACUGAGCAUGGACAACUAAGUCCGCAAGAGAGGAGAACUGUUGAAGCAAUUGUGAAAGCAAGUGAGUAUCCCCUUUCAAUAAUAUUAGUUGGAGUUGGUGAUGGACCAUGGGACAUGAUGAGAGAAUUUGACGACAACAUCCCUGCUCGUGCAUUUGAUAAUUUCCAGUUUGUAAAUUUUACGGAAAUAAUGUCAAAAAACAUGGAUCGAUCCAGAAAAGAAGCAGAAUUUGCCCUUUCAGCCUUAAUGGAAAUACCUUCUCAGUAUAAAGCAACACUUGAGCUCAAUAUUUUGGGUUCUAAAGGGAAGGCUAUAGACAGGGUUCCCCUUCCACCUCCUCAGUAUAGUACAGCUUCAUUUAGCAACUCAAAACCUUCACGCGCAAGCAGUUUUCGCUCCAGUCCACCUAAUUCCGGUAGACGUAAUGCACAGGCAGCUGGCACAGCUCCUCCUGCAAGUUCUACCUCUGAUAAUCAACUUUGUCCUAUUUGCCUUACCAACGCGAAGGAUAUGGCAUUUGGUUGCGGACAUCAGACAUGCUGUGAAUGCGGACAAGAUCUACAGUUAUGUCCCAUCUGCCGGAGCGCCAUUGACACCAGAAUAAAGCUCUAUUGAACUCAUCUAGUUGCAUUUAUCUUGAAGACUUAAAGAGGUAAAAUUAGUGGCGCUUUGCUUACUUUUGUUUUGUGUUGUAGCUAAUCUCUUUAAGAUAACAAAACUGACCUGAUUUUGUGCUUUGUAAAUAAAACUGAUUACAACACAUUUGUUUAGCUACAAAGUAUUUGUAUUUUUGCUCAUCAGUGGGUGGGUGCAAUACCUUAAUAUCCAUUGUUGAUGUUGCAA
Messenger RNA from Mercurialis annua (annual mercury), 1734 nucleotides. RefSeq names its product E3 ubiquitin-protein ligase RGLG2-like. The transcript has 12 exons. The record is from RefSeq and is a predicted model, not a curated record. NCBI's taxonomy places the organism in Eukaryota, Viridiplantae, Streptophyta, Magnoliopsida, Malpighiales, Euphorbiaceae. The coding region runs from base 214 to 1506 and encodes 430 amino acids.